Molecule: messenger RNA, 3107 nt
Organism: Bactrocera tryoni
Lineage: Eukaryota; Metazoa; Arthropoda; Insecta; Diptera; Tephritidae
Product: leucine-rich repeat flightless-interacting protein 2
Exons: 6
Coding region: 424-2349 (641 amino acids)
Biological process (GO): regulation of DNA-templated transcription
Source: RefSeq, a predicted model, not a curated record
CGCACUCUCUAGAGCGAAUCAAGCGAGUCUUCAGUCAGUUGCUAGUCGUUGGUGUAGUGAAUACGUACCAACCGCAUGUCUUCGUACUAAAUCGUUAAAAAAUCAACAAAAAUUUACUUAUCACAUUCCAAGAGGCAAACAAUUAAUAAACAAAUGAAAAAAGUGAACAAAAAGAACGUUAAUACUGUUUGUUGUUUUUGUAAAAUGCUUCAAAUAUUAUAUAAGUCUGUGCUAUAUAAAUGUGUUAACAACUAAUUCGCUCGGCGCGCAACCUGCAAAGGCUUACUAAAAAUACAAAUACAAAAACUUAAGUAAUAAAAAAAAAUUGAGCUCAAGGGCUAACCAGUUUCAAUGUGCUACGAAACUCAUUUACAAAAUUUUUAAUGUGAUAGUAAAACAAAAAAUAAACGAAAUUGUCACAAUAUGUCAGAUGCUCUAAACAAUAACGUCCUGUCCCGUGUUGGUGAUGAUGAUUGUAUGAGCCCAGAUUCCACAGAUUCAUCUAAUAAGGAAAAACAUCAAACAAACAACGAUUGUGGUUUUAAUAAAAAGUACACAACAAGCAUUAGUACGAAUAGUAAUGAUGAAAUCAUCGAGGAGGGAUUCGACUAUAGCGAAGCUGACCUGUUAGACGAGUUAAAUGCUAGCGACGACGACCAAGACGUCGACGUAAACAGCGGCGUUAACGACAAUGUCGAAAGAAAUGCGAACAUUCAAAAAUAUAACACUCAUGAUCUUCCCAUCACACAAGAUGCGGACAAGAAGGGUGAAGCAUGUGCAAAUAUUACCGGUACAUUUUCUCUUAGUAACCAUGUAACCGACACGAAUUCUCAUGACAAUAAAACAAGAUCAACGAACGUCGUUGCGAACGACGUCGACAGUGAUUAUGUGCCAAUUGUGAGCACUGAUAAUGCGCCAACCAGUGCAAGUGAUAAGCAAAAAGUUACACCAACUAACUUGGCGUUGUGUAGCGACACCGACCAACCAAACGCAAGUGAAGUUGACGUUGACUCAUAUUGUCCCAUAACACCGCGAUGUAUAGUUGAUGUUGAAGCUGAGCCUAAUCCAUUGUUAAAAAGUAGUUCCACAACACGCAUAGAAAGCAACAAUAAAAAUGUUGUUGAUGAUGCCGGAGUUGCUAGCAACAAUGAUCAUGGUGAUGAAGGUUAUUAUUAUUCCGAUGAGCCCGAAGAUGAAUUAAUUGUACAGUUCCUGGGAGAAGCCAAUCGUAUUGCCGAGGCCCGUUUGGCUGCUCGACGACAAGCGCGUGCUGAGGCACGCGAAAUACGGAUGCGCGAGUUGGAACGUCAACAGAAGGAGCAAGAGCAAAAUGCAGACCGUGUUUUUGACAUGCAUACCUCGAGCGGCAUCGACCCAUUAUCGCGGUCACGGCUCGCCACCGGCGUCGGCAGUUCACCGCUCGGUGCAGUGCUCAACAGCGCACGAGCCAACUCAAUGUCAUCACGACGCAGCAGUGAAGACUCACUAGAGGAAGAAGGCCGCAGUCUGCGUGAUAUACGACAUGAACUCAAGGAUGUUGAGGAAAGGUUUCGAAAGGCCAUGAUAGCCAAUGCACAGUUGGAUAAUGAACGCGCUUCGCAAACGUAUCAAAUACAACUCUUGAAGGAUAAACUAGAGGAAGUGGAAGAAUCUUAUGCGCAGCUUCAGCGUGAAUUUAAGGAUAAGUCACGUGAUUGUAAUGCGCUGAAAAGAAAUCUGGAUAAAUUAAGUGAAGAGCUUAAAUUGGUGCAAGGUCAACUAACUGAACGCGACCAACUAAUCGCGGAUCAGGGGUUAGUUAUUGUAGCCGUAGAGAAUGAAGACGGUACCGACGCAAAACGUGCUCUAGUCAGUGUUGAAAAUGCUCAGCUGUUAGGUUCAGUGCAAGGCUCAUUAGAUGUGCGACUGAAAAAGUUCAGCGAGGAGAAACAACAACUUUUAGCAGAAGUGCAAAAACUGCAGGAGACAUUAGAAAAUUACAAGAGCCAAGGCAAGGGCCGGUCCAAUUCACUUAACGGUCCAACAGGUUCUGACGAGGAUUAUGAAGCUCAGAGGGAGGCGAAUAAAAUAAUAUCAGACUACAAGUAUAAACUGCAAAAGGCUGAACAAGAAAUAGCCAGCUUACAAGCGAGCUUGGCACGUUCAGAAACGCAAGUUAUACGUUAUAAAAGUACAGCGGAAGCGGCUGAAAAAGCUGAAGCUGAACUUAAAAUAGAACGGAGAAAGCUGCAAAGAGAAAAUCGUGAAGCCAUGGAACGUAUGGAGGAAUUGGAAACUUCAAAUAAUCACCUGCUGAAGCGACUAGACAAACUAAAGAAUGCUAAAAGCGCUUUGCUUAAAGAUCUCUGACCGAAAUCCAUACAUGCAACAACGACCAGAAACACUUUCAGCAUGGAUAAAUGCCAACAUAAUGGCGAAACUUUAGUUAGAUGCGAAAUCUGUAAACAAUAAAUCAGAAUACAUGCAUUCACUUAGUGACGUCAAUAUACAAACAUCGGAGCAAAAUUGAAGAUGAGUCAAGAAUUGUGUGCUAAAUUGAAAAAGAGUAAAUGAGAGUGUUAAUGAUAUGCGAUAUUAGUUAAAUCGUUGUCAUUUAGCAUCGCAACAUGGAUAGUCAGAAAACAAAAUUACAUACAUAUGUCGCCUAAAAGUAACAGCAUAAUCAAUUUAAUAUUUAUUAACAUACAUAAAUUAAAGUUAAGUCCACAACACAUACAACAUUUAUCUAUAGUAUGUAAGUAUGUAUAUUUACAUACAUACAUAUAUUAGGAUCAUAUUGUCAGUAGUUAAUAACAACAGGAAAUGUCAAAAGUUUUUAAGUUUGCUUAAAUAUAAUACUAAUUAAUAUUGAAAAAUUUUAUUGAACUUUAAACAAAAAUACCUAUAUAAAACAACAACAUUAUAUUCCAUUAUGACAACAACAAAAAACAUGACAACUGAACUAAUACAAAUGAAUUGCCUGCGCAUGGAUAUUCUAAAUCGAUGGACUUAUGCAUAAACACACAUAAAUACGUAACGAACAUACGAUGAAAAUAUGUACAGAGAAGAAACAUAAAAAUCUUGAAACAUCUGCUGAAAAUAAAUUCAUAUGCGGAUAAAUCAUGAAA